Molecule: messenger RNA, 7756 nt
Organism: Cinara cedri
Lineage: Eukaryota; Metazoa; Arthropoda; Insecta; Hemiptera; Aphididae
Source: the annotation of a GenBank genome assembly
AGUUGGGUGGGUGAUCAAGUGACUUUCUGUUUAGGUUUUAUAAAACCAUUUGUUAUGCGUUUACUAUACCUACCUACUGAGUUGUGGUUGAAACUUUGAAGAAACGCGAUUCCGCUCUUGAGUACCUAUUUCAAGUAAGUUACAAAUUAUUAUUAACAAACCCAAUAUAAAUGUUAUUUUUUUUUCUAAAAUAUUUGCCUGUAUACUUAAUUAGUUUAGUGUUUAUACCUAUAACGAGUCUGUUUUAAAAACCUCUUGGAAUAGAACAGAGUACAUAUGACAAGUGUGUAAAAGUAUGAAGUAUAGUCAGUAUAGGUUAGUAAUAGAUAUGUAUAUAAUAUAAAGCCUUUAAAUGAAUUUUUCCCGUAAAUAGAGACCAUUGUGUAAUAUUAUAUUAUAUAUUGAUGGUGUUUUGUUAAAAGGGCGUAUACCACUAAAAAUCGAAAAAUAUGUGGUUGGUAUCAAAAAUAUCAGAAAAAUUAAGAGCAUAGACUGGUAAAAGAGCGUAUUUAAACACAGAAAAUUAAGUUGGUAAUUUAUUUAUUUAUUUAAUUACAUACAAAUUAACAUGUUAUACAUGCCUCAGGCUUUUAAGUAAGGCUUUUAGAUAAUGUCGACUAAACGAUAUCCAGGCGUUCUUUUAAAAUAUAAUUAAAUCAACAAUGAUUCGUUAAAAGGGUGUGCAUUUUGUGUACAAGGUAUUAUGAGUACGAUUAACUUUAUUGUUUUCUAUGAUUAACUUCAUUAAAAACUGUUUUGCUGUUUCUUUACAAAACAGUUUUUUUUGAUCCCUGAAAAAAUAUGUAUUAGUGGUAUGCUCCAUUUUAACAAAAUUCCGUCGAUAUAUUAUUUUUCAAUACCAUUAAACAUUUCUAAUGACUUUCGCACUGAAACAAAAAAGCAAAAAUUUGAGAAUUAAAGUUGUUUUAUAAGUGAUAAAAGUAUGGUUCAAUUUCAAUAUGAAUUUAAUCAUGCUGUUACGUUAUGGAAGAGGGUGUUUUUUAAUUUGAUCCCAAAUUAAGUUAUGGAAAUGAAAUUGUAUAUAAGUGCAUGCCAUUAGUAUCCAAGAUGUCUCUUUUGGGAGUUUUAACUUUCAAUUCCCAGCCUUACCAUUUUUAUUAUAUUAUUCAAAUUUCAUUUUCAUGGAAGUAAUAAAUUGUAGUACCUAUAGUAUAGUGUUGUGUAAUAUUAUAUAUUGUUUUGUAAAAAUCUAUAAUACAAAAUAUAGGGGAGAGGGGAAAUUCACCUCUAGUGACGGAGGUUUGUUGAUAUAAGCGUUUACAUUUCAGAUUUAGAUAAAAAUCACUGUAUUUCGUGUACUAUUUUUAGAUUUAUGUAAAAAAAAAUGUUUGGCUCAAUAAAAAUGUUCUUAAUAUUAUUUGAAUAAACACUGCCAAUUAUAAUUUAUUUUAUAGUUAGAAAUUAAUUACAAUUUUCAAUUUACGUUUAACAAAUCACGAUGUUAACCGAGCUAUGUGUCCUACCUCCCCAACUUCUGAUAUAAAACAAUGGCACUCCCAUUUGCAUCAGCUUUUUUUUUUAUUGAACUAAUUUUGUUUCAAAAAGUAACGAUUUUACAUUUGUAAAAUUUGUAUAAUACGCUUCACUACAUUUAAUAAUACCUAUAUAAGUAGGUCUGUUCCAAAUAUGAACACGGAUUUAAAUCGAACGUACAAUUUUAUGUAUGGAAUGAUUUUUUUUUUUAUUUUAGACCGUGAAAGCAGGUAAGAUGCAAAUGCUUCAAGAUGUCAAUUAUUUUUUUGAACGACCUGAUAUACUUGGCUUUCAAGUCACGGGAUCUGAUUUAAUUGUUAAUGUAGUUAUUUUCUCUCUUAUAAUAUCGUGGUGUGUCUAUAUAUGGAACCGUAGACACUACGAAAAAUUGGCCUCGAAAAUUCCGGGUCCUCCAGCAUACCCAAUUGUAGGUUCGAUGCUUCAGUUCAUUGGCAAGCCAAGAUGUAAGGAGUACAAAUCGCAUUACUCAAACCAUUAUAUUACAUAAUAAUAAGACAAAUUUUUGUGUUAUAACUUGUAGAUAUCAUAAAACAAAUUAAUAAAUUGAUCGAUACCUAUGGCGGCGAACCGUUUAAAUUAUGGUUUUGUGGAUGUUUAACGGUCGUCAUUUCUAAGCCAGAGGACGUUCAGGUAAUUAUAGUAUGAUUAAUUGUUAUUUAUUAAUUAUUUAAUGAACUCGACUGAAAUACUAAAUAUUUCAGUAAUAAUUAUACUUUAAUUCAUAAUUCAACGUUAUAAUAUAUGAUUAUUGUAGUAUGUCACAAUUUACUUACGUAUAAUAAAUUGUGCAUCUGAAUUUGUUACAGAUUAUUUUAAAUAGUUCUAAAGCCCUGCAAAAAAGCUUUUUGUUCAAUUUUGGUAAAUUGCUUUUGGGUGAUGGCUUAUUUACAGCACCAGGUUAGUAUAUACUUACAUAAUAUACAUAUAUGUGUGUGUUUAUUAUCAACAGUUAUUAACAAAUAAGAGGGGAGGCGGGUGUAUUCAUCUAAAAUUUAGACAAUCCGAAUCAAGAAAGAACUAAGUAUUCAUAAGUUAUUAAAUAAAUAUUAUGAAGGUCCCCCCGUCGAAAAAAAAUAUUUGAGCUAUUUAUACCUAUUAAGGUUUUCUAUAUAACUGGAUAUUUUGUUCAUAAAAAUCAAUUCACGUUGAAUUUGUAACGUUUUUGAUUCUGGCACCUAUUAAAAAGAACAAAAUUGUGUAUUCCACACAAUAUGUUUACAUUUAUUUACAAUUAAAAAUAACAAAACAAUAUUACACAUUAAACUACCUAAUAAUUAUUAUUUUAUUGUUGCAACAUUUUCAUAAGGAAGGAAUAUAAAUAUAAUAGGCUAAUGUAAGUUCCCACACGAGAUAUUGCAAAUAAAAAUCAUCCAUGGGUGUGCAUACGUAUGUUCCGACUCAAUAAAUAUUACAUCACUACUGAAGGUAACGAAUAAAAAUUAAAACGCAUAUUAUUUCCUUCCUACUUACUAAACAUAUAAGAAAUUUGGUCCGUUUUUAGUGUUAACUGUGUUAGUAUAAUCGACAAGUAAGUAAUGAAUUCAACAAAACGGAUUGUCCAUAAUCUUUAUUAUAGAUAAUAAUUUAGGUACAGGUUAUAAAUAGUACAAGCAGUACAGUACAGAAAGUGAUGCAUCCAAUUUUGCGAAACUCUGGUUCUGUAUAAUAAUGAUUUAUUAUUAUUAUUUAUUCAUAUUGGUUUAAUUAAACAUUAAACAUUAAAUAUACAAGUCCCAUUUGUUUGGUUUAAUUUCGCAUACAUUCAAAUUCUGAUUUUUGGAAUUUGUAAUAUAAUUAGAGCCGAUAUUUCGAAUACUUAGAUUUUUCACAACAUUAAAUAUUAUGCAAAAUUUAACCAAAAAAAUGUUUAAUCAAUCACCCUGUAUAUAAAGACAAUGGAACUAAAUAAUAAAUAAUAAUGAAGAAAACGAAUAUUUUUAUUGAUUCGAGUACUAAACUGAUUUGCAACAAACAAGUGUUGAAAACAAUAAUCCUUUUUUAACGAUUACAGUAGAUAAAUGGCGAAUACAUCGUCGUAUGUUGUCUCCCGCAUUUAAAACGGAAAAUCUGAGGAAAAUGUUUUUCCCUGUUAUUGUUGAGAACUCCGAAGCUCUCAUAAGGGAUUUAAAGAAGCAACUAAAUGAAACACAACCUUUUAAUCUUUUAGAUUAUGUAUCGGAUACAACUUUUAGGACAAUUUAUCGUAAGUAUAUUUAACUGUACAAAACAUAAUAUUAUGUUAUAUAGUCAUAGUCAUAGUUAUAUAAUUAUUAUAGUCCAAUUAAUGAACUGCAGUAUAUGUUUCAUUUAUUAUUAUUUUUUAAAGAAACUACACUAGGCUGUAAUUUUGAUAUUGAGCCAAAAGUUGAAGCCGAAUUCAAAAAGUUGUUCGAUAGGUAAAAUACAAAUUUCUUUUAAAUGCAUAGAAAAUCAAAUUAUGUUUAGUACUUAAAUUAUUUUUAGGGCGGUAGAAUUGAUAUCUGAGAGAUUGUUCAAACCUUGGUUGUAUCCCGAUUUCAUAUAUUCAAUUUACAGCAAAUUUACAGGACAACAAAACGUCUAUAAAAAUGCGCAAAAACUACCGAAUUAUGUAAGUAUUAUUACGUUAUGACUGGUGCGAUCCAGACUUUAGCUGUGUGUGUCUAAUACGACUAUACUAGAUAUCAUUUAAUCGUAAUUUGUUCAUUUAUUGUGUAAUUAUCAGAAUAUAUGGUAUCGUUUUUAUGUUAAACGUGUAUAGAUGAUCGACGAAAUGAAAAAAAUGUACGCGGAAAAUAAAACUACUAAAAAAGCCAAUAUUAACUGCACAGCAGACGUUACUGUAGAUGACGAAAGUGAGUGAGAUUUUUGAGACUAGUGUAGGUACCUAAAAAUAAACUGAUACUAAAACAUGUUUUAUAAUAUAUAGUUUGCACAUUCCUAUACAAACUCUAUUUGUAUAGAGUAAUAAAUAUAAAAUAAUAAUAAAACAAAGAUACAGAUAUACUUUGCACGAUAAGUGUGCCACUGUUUUAGAUGAGGAGUUUAAAAGGUAGGAUAUAGGGGGGAAUUCAAUGUAUCUGAACGUAACGAUUCAUUUUGAUAGCGAAAAACGAUUUUAAGUGGAGUUCGGUUACAUAUAGGUAUGUUUUAAAAAACCGUAAUAUUUACGAUUUGAAAAUAUUACAUUUCGUAAAUUUUUUCGUUUUUUCCAUUUAUUAUGAUAAACCCUUGGGAAAAUCAAAAAAUUACAUGCUUAAAAUACAACUCCAGUUAAGUUUCCUUUUAUAAAAAGUGCUACACUUGAAACAUAGCCGUGCGCACGGGGCGAGCCGGGCGAGCAUCGGCUCGACCGGAACUUUUUUGGGGGCAUAGUAAAAUUUAAACUUACCAUAGUGAAAUGUUUGUAUAUAUUUUAAUAUGUUCGUGGAAAUCAUUAAAUUUGUAUUUUUCGUGAUUGUGAAAUAUAAUUUAAAAUAUUUGUGUGUACCUAUCAUUACAUCAAUUUUAUUAUCAAAAAUAUUCUGUACGAAAUAUUAUGUGGGUACUAUGACUAUAAUAGUUGGUUAUUAUAACGAAUUUAAAAUGAUGGAAAAUAGGAGAAUUAAUUUAUAAUUGUAUUUAAAUUGUAGUUAAUACAUAAUUACACAUUUAUACAUUAUAUAUGCUUCAUGUAUUAAUUUAAUAUCUAUAUAGAAUUUUUGUUUAUUAAACCAAGCUUUUUUUUAAAUGUUGGGUAAUGUGUUUUGUCUAAGUAUUGGGGCACUAAUUGUAUCCAGGCUCGACCGGAAGUUGAAGUCAGCGCACGCCUAUGACUUGAAAUUCGGAGCAAAAUUGCUGGUAGAAAAGUUGUUCACAGAUAAAAAAAAAAUAAUACUAAACAUCAUAGUGAAACCAAUACAUUCUUUGCUCUGCUCAGAAUCUAAAAUGUAAUUAGUAAUUACUAAUUUGUAUUACAUUUUUGUAAUUUUUGAUAUUUAUGUUAUUGAUCUUAUUUUUGGCUUAUCGGCUUUUUACGUGGCCAGAUACUCCACGGGGCAGGGACUUUAGAAUACCCGGCACCAUGAUUAUAAGUAAUAAUUAUCAUACAAUAAUAAUUUACCAUCAUAUGUUGUUUAUUGUUAAUUUGUUAAGUGAUAACUGCUUUAGUAAUGCUUAUAAGUUAUAAGUUAUAAUUACAUAUUCCCACAUUACACGCCACUGUUGAAGACCGUGAUGUACGUAAUAAUUUUAUCGGCUCUUAAUUAUAUUGUUUAGAAAAAAAAUUGAAAGUAUAUAUGGACAUAUUAAUGGAAUUAAACGAAUCCGGUAAUCAUAAAUUGUCCGACGAAGAUUUUAAAUCUGAAGUUAUAACUAUAUUAGGCGCUGUAAGUUUUUUUUCACAAUAUAUAAACCAUUUAAAUAUUUAAAUACGAGUAUUAUGUACACUUACUAUACAAAACUUGAGAUGUCUAAUCGCAGUUGUUUAAACAUUAAAAAAAUAUUAUUUACAGGGCAUUGAAACUACUAGUUCAACAAUAUGUUUUUGUAUUUUAUUGUUAGCCAUUCACCAAGAUAUCCAAGUAAUUAUAUCAAAUCAUAUUUAUAUUGUAAUUAAUAGUUGUCAAAAUAUUUUAAAUUUUUGGAUUAGCCGUCAAGAGAUGUUAAUAAAGUUUUUACAAUUUUACUAUUGAAUCAAAAUGCGAUUUAUAAUCAAUCGCACAGACAUUUAAACAGGUACAUAAACAACUAAAAUUUAUUUUAUUGUUGAUAUUAUAAUUUUAGGACAAGGUUUACGAUGAAAUUUAUAAAAUAUUAGGCGACAACAAAACAAUUACAUUUGAAGACACGGCCAAUUUCGUUUAUUUGAAACAAGUUAUACAAGAAACUCUUCGGUUAUUUCCCCUGACACUGGCAUUUAUGAAAGAAAUUCAAGAUGAUAUUAAAAUUUGUAAGUAAAUAAUACGAUUUUCACUAAAAUUACACAUUCAUUUAUUUGUUUUGUUUCAGUUUCUGGUAAUUACGUAUUGCCAAAAGGUACAACGUGUUUAAUAUGUCCUUUAGCCAUUCAUUAUCUUCCUACUUUGUACCCCAAUCCUCGAUCUUUUAAUCCAGGCAACUUCGAUUCAGAAAAUAUCGCGAAACGCAAUAAAUAUAGUUUUAUAGCUUUUGGCGGAGGCAAAAGAAAUUGUAUAGGUAAAAAUACUAUUUAAAAUCUUCAAAACCACUUCAUGGACCCUGCUAUCCUACCUAUUUAACUCACUUGAUUACAGGAGAAAAGUUUGCCAUGUUGAACAUGAUAGUUUUCAUAGCAACAUUUUUACGAAAUUAUAGUGUGCACACUGAUAUUAAAUUCAACGACAUUAAAUUAAAAAUUCGUGUGAUUAUGACAAGUAAGAGCGGUUAUCCUGUGACUAUCCGGCCGAGACACCAGAAAUAACCAUGAAGUAACUUAUUAAUGUGAAAUAAUUUGGUACCUAUCUAAACGAAAAUCUGAAAUAACUUUUGUUGUAUUCAAUAUUUAUUAAUUUUUUAAAUAAUUAGUAUGCCAACUAAUUUAACAAAAUUGCUGAUGCUUUUAUUAAAUAAAAAAACAAACAUAUAUUUUAUAUUAAAAUUUAAAAUCGAAUCAUAAAAACUAUAAAAUAAGAAAGUUAAUCAUUUGUAAGCAAAUAAUAUUUUAAAACAAGAGCUGUAAGUUGUGUUUUUGCAAACCAAAUUUUUUAAUUACUUUUUCGACAAAUUUUGUGUCAUGUUGAAUUUUUUAAUUAUGAACACUGAGCAUACAUAAUCCAUCCAAUCCAUGUUCUUCCAUUGUACUCCUAGUCCAAGUUUAAACAUGUCUUAAGGUGCUCAACUGUACAUAAUUAUGAUUAUCUACUAUUUAUAAUUUAUUCAUGAUUUUAAACGUUUUAAAAUUAUCAUAUUAUAUAUUUUUUCUCUUUUUUAUAUCAUUGAUAUGUUUAUUUUAUUGCACUUUGCAAAUAUUGCUUGUUGGAGAAUUAAUAAUUUAAUGAUCUCUCCAUUGUGCAUGGUUGGAAGCGUGUAGGUGGAAGCGUUAAAGAGAUAAUUAAGCAUUUUUUUACUAAAGGAAAAAAAUCACAUUCGUUUUUAAUAAACCGAAAAUUUCAAAUAAUUAUACAUAAAUAUCUUAAAUAAUACCGGAAUAUUUUGAGAAAUAUACCCGAGUACCUAUUGUAAACAUACUAUAGCCCCAAUAAAAAUAACUAUUCUCCUAAGAUAAGUUUUUGAACAGCUAAAACACGUGUGUACCAUCUUUGUA